Molecule: messenger RNA, 1707 nt
Organism: Amyelois transitella
Lineage: Eukaryota; Metazoa; Arthropoda; Insecta; Lepidoptera; Pyralidae
Product: leucine-rich melanocyte differentiation-associated protein
Exons: 6
Coding region: 190-897 (235 amino acids)
Biological process (GO): melanocyte differentiation
Molecular function (GO): protein binding
Source: RefSeq, a predicted model, not a curated record
CCAAUGCCAACAUCAAUACCUACCUACUAAGUUUGUUUUGUUUAACAGGGUAUUUAUUUUGUGGUUUUGUUGUUGUGAUUGUAAAAAUGUAAAUUGAUUGAUUGAUAGAAUCGGUCAAAAUAGUAAAUUGUGAUAAUAUUUCGCUAAAUAAACCAACAAAUUAAAACGUAGAAAUAUAAAAGCAUUAAAAUGCAAGAGGGGCACGUUAACAAUUUCGCACUUAAUUUUGAGAACGAACGCUUAAGUUACUGCGGGCAAGACUGCAAAAGAAUACCAACGGCAUUGCAAAAAAUAUAUGGUGCUAAAACAAAAUGUUUGGAUUUAAGUUACAACACUAUCGAAACGCUCAAAGGGCUGGAACACUUCGGCAGAUUGGAGGAGCUGAUACUGGACAACAACAAACUGGGGGACGGAAUCACCUUCCCCUACCUCCCCUACCUGAGGACCCUAUCGCUCAAUAACAAUCAGUUAUCGGACCUCGAAGCACUGAUUGAGCAAAUAAGCGAACGGUUCCCAUCACUCACAUACCUGAGCCUGCUUAGUAACAAGGCGUGUCCGAACCAACUGUCAGACUUCGACAAAGACGACUCCGACUACCAGAGAUAUAGAUACUUUGUAAUAUUCAAACUACCGCACCUACGUUUCCUAGACUCACGUCGCAUCUUCGGGGCGGAGCGUAGAGAAGCGGUAACGCGCGGCGAAUUCAUGCGUGUGCGCAGGCCGCCCGCCGACGCGAUAGACACACAAACACAGACUCAGUCGCAAGUCCAAGCCAGACCGUUGCCUGUGGACUUGGCAGCGUUGGGCAAACACAAAGGUGCCUACGGUAAAUGCCACUACAAGUACACAGGCAAGCAUUCAGAGGGUAACAGAUUCAUUGUAAACAGUGAUUUGUGACCCGAUGAAAGAAGUUUCUCAUCGUUUUCAAGCUAAUCUCCAUCUAAUUGCCAUUAAACAAAGGUAGUGUGAUACCUACUGAAGAAUGGUCUAGGGUUGUCUGUUUGGCGUUGUCUUCGAAUGCGAACAGCUACUUCAAAAAUCUACUCUCCCGGUUAUGUCUUCCCUGGGGAGGCCUGGAUCCGCCUAUAAUAUGACCGAGGAAUAGCAAGGCCAAGAGCGAUUCCCAUCCGAGCUUUGUGUCUUUACUAACAAAUAAGCCUAACCUAUCCUGUAAAAUAAUUAACUCCAAUAGACGAAUGCUAUAUGGUCUGAACAUAAAAAAGCAUGAAUUAAACAAACUACAAAAUUUUCUUUGCAAUUUUAAUAUUAUGAUAUUUAGCAAAGAUUAGUCUUAUAGAAUAGAAAAAAAUUAGUCUUAUAUUCGCAUAGACACGAAUUUGUUUGCUUGUUGCAAUAUAUCACUGGAAAAACUUAAUUGACGGCAAUGUUUUAAGAUGGUGAUGGAAAAUAACAGGGAAACUAAAAAUGUUAUUUUAACAAAAACUGCCAUAAUUAUUAGAUAUUAAGUUUGUUUUGUUAAGUCGUUAUUAAAGAUUGACUACUUAAAAUAUAUAAUAGUGUAAAAUAAUAUGUGAAAUUUAUAAAAAAAUAAUUAUUAUCUUUAUUGUUAAUGGGUAUCGCUUAUUAAUUAACCAUGAUACCAAACUCGUAAGAAAAAUAACUUAUACGACAUUGCAAAGUGCUAUCGGACAUUCCUGGUUAUUUUUGUUAUAAAUCCAUGAUAAAAUAAUAUAUUUUGUUACAUAG